ACUGCCUUACCAAAAGAAAUUUCAAAUCAAAGUGAAAUUUAAUAAAUAAACCGUGCAUGUUCCCAUUAUUUUAAUAAUACAUCAAACAUAUCCUGAUUCUGUUAUUAAACGGCAUAAAAUAAUUAUUCUGGAGGAUAGGAAGCUUGUAAUUCCCUGCUACUGAAAGCUUUUAUAUUGGACAAAGAUGCGACCACCACGAAAACCUGGAUCAAAUUCUGCGCUUAAAAAAUCUGCACAUCAGCGCAGGCAUCCAGCUGCUGAUUUGGGCGAAACGGACACUAGUAGCUCAGCAGAAGAUGGGCUAGCAACAGAUGAUCAAGGCUUCCGCUCACCAGCACCUGAUACCGAUGGUACUGACUAUGGUUUGGAGUUUACGAAUACCGGAAGCCGAUAUGUACAUAAUUCGUCAAAAGAACAUCGUUCAGUUGCUCCAACUACAAAUAUGGACAAGCAAAAUGAAAGCUGUGUUAAUAAAGAUAGUUCAGCAACUCUGGCUAGCCAAAACAGGUCUUCAGCUAAACAAGUCGGCGCCACAGCGGUCAAACCAUUGGAGAAGGCGCAAAGGCCAUUAGAGCAGGGUACGCUGGAACAUGUACAAACAACGACUGCAUCAACGAAAGCAGCAACACCGCACAAACGUAAAACCCAACGUAAAGGGAAAUUUUUACACGCACAAUUAAUUGCACGGACGGAUUUAAUGAUACCACGCGCAGCCUUUGGUCGUCUUGUGCGAGAAAUACUGUUGAGCAAUGAUACGGAUGUAAGAUCUAUAACAUUAAAGGCUUUAGAGGCCCUGCACGUAGCCACUGAGGCCUACGUUGAAGGACGUUUUGAGGAUGCAAAUCUCUUGGCAUUGCAUGCACGUAGAGUUACCGUAAUGGCAAAAGAUAUGGAGCUUAUAAACUUUUUACGAAAUAAAUCAUAGAUUACCCAAGACACCAUGCGCCAGGCGGGUCUCACAUCUUAAUUAUUAGGAUAUUACAAUUUAUUGUUUUUACCAUGUAGACAUAUUUACUUGUUCUAAGACAUUUAUCAAUUUUAUUUGUAUUAAUUUUAUAAGUAUAAUGUUUACAAUGCUUGUUUUCAUGUUGAUAUGCAUAUGUAUUAAAAAGUUUUUAUAUAGUGAUUUUACUUUAAUUUAAAAUGUGAGAGCUACGAACGCUUGACGUAGGGAGAGUUGCACAAAUUUUCGUAGAUCGUGAUGCUCCUUCAUAAAAAGUAACAAUGCCCCUUUAAUUGCAGUUCGAAUA
Molecule: messenger RNA, 1250 nt
Organism: Rhagoletis zephyria (snowberry fruit fly)
Lineage: Eukaryota; Metazoa; Arthropoda; Insecta; Diptera; Tephritidae
Product: histone H3.3 type c-like
Cellular component (GO): nucleosome
Molecular function (GO): protein heterodimerization activity; structural constituent of chromatin; DNA binding
Source: RefSeq, a predicted model, not a curated record